CUUCGAAUUCAACGCCGCCAGCACCCCGACGUCGCGUGUUUUUGCUCGGCUGCAUCCAGGAAAUACAUUCAUAAGCUUCAAACACCUGCUGAACUGCUGCCACUGCGGUCGCUGAAGCUCGCCAAGAUGCCCAAAGUCAAGCACUACUCGGCCGCUUGGCUCUCCAACAAUGCCCCCGGCCACCAGCUCUUCGAAGCUUCCCAAGAUACCCUUCGCUCUCGAGCCAUGUCUCCGGCAUACUCUGCAAAGAAGAAGCAGCCCAUAGGCCCCAAGAGAACGAUUGCGCGGCGAGGCACUGAGGUCUUUGUCGCGGUUGGCAAGGAGAUUCGCUGGGCCGACUUGGCCUAUCUCAAGGAUGAAUGGAGUGCCAACCAGUCCCGGGGCCGACGUGGCUCAAGUACGAGAAUCAAGAGAGAAGAUUCUGUUGCUCUCGAAGAGACUGUAGAAUUAAGCGGUGCCCAAGGAUUCAGAACUAUCAAGACUCCCGUUGCCGACGACAUUCGACAACUUGUCAUUUCUCCCAGCGCCAAUCUUCUUGCGAUCCUAACAACCCACACGAUUCAUGUCUUUGCUAUUCCCGAUUCCGCACACCUGACAAGUGAGGACACGACGCCCCUCCGUCCCAAGAUGUUUACUCUCGGUCCUACGACACAUGUCACGUCUCGGUCGCCCAUUGUCUCUGCAUUGUGGCAUCCUCUGGGUGUCAAUGGCUCUUGUAUCGUUACAGUUACGGCUGAUGCUAUUGUCAGACUGUGGGAAUUGUCGACACAGGAUCGCUGGUCGUUUGACUCGCCUACCACGUCGAUCGAUUUGAAGAAGCUAGCUGACGGCAUGACCUUGGACCAAGACUUUUCUGCCUCUACAAAUGCCACCAAUAAGGCAUUCUCUCCGGACUCGUUUGAAAUGGAGGUUGCUUCUGCUUGCUUUGCGGGAAGAAACAGCGGCGGCUGGAACCCCAUGACUCUCUGGGUGGCCAUGCGCGAGGGUGACGUUUAUGCCCUGUGCCCAUUGUUGCCGCUCAAGUGGUCACCGCCUCCCACGCUUAUUCCUUCGCUGUCAGUUUCUAUUGUCACGACUGUUGGUAGUACUGAAGACGACCCCUCCAUCGACGAAGCCGAAAAGCUGUUAUCUCAACAGCAGCUACAGUGGAUGGGAGAGCUGGAUGCGCAGGAGCCCCAGAUUGUGGACAACAGCGUCAUGGGCGAACCUCCAUUGGAGGUCUACGCCCGACCAGCGAGACCCGGUGUCAUCCCUCGACUACAAGGACCUUUUGAACUGGUUUCUGAUGCUGAGACUGGUGACGACCUCGACACAACCAUUACCGAUAUUCUGGCGAUUGGAAAGAAGACAGAGACUGACGCUUUGAUGCUUGGUGAAGACGACGUAUUGGAGAUUGAUAACGACGACGAACAAGGCCUUUCAUUAGCCGUCAUUUGCCUGCUGUCUGCUAGUGGUCAGACGAGGGUCUACUUGGAUCUGGAAGGUGUGCAGGCGCAGUGGUUGCCACCAAAGAACAAGUCCAAAUCCUCCAAGCUGCUUGCUGAGCCUGCUAUCCCAUCAUUGCUCGCAUUCCAGGCCAUCGAUACCAUGAGCCCCGUCGAGGUCAACGAGGACAGCUGGCCCGUGUUCAGUACCGACGUCAUGUCUCGCUACAACUUCUUUGUUACCCACCACGCCGGUGUCACCUUUAUUUCGCUAACGUCCUGGGUUUUCCGCAUGGAGGGUGAACUCCAAGGCGAGUUUGAGGCCGGCACCGAUUUUAGACUCGGCUUGUUGGUCAAUUCACAAUCUACUAGAGAGAGAGUCUAUGCCCAACCCACGGCUGAUGUCGCCAUGCCACUAGCUGCCUGCGUUGCAUUCCGAGACCCUGAUCUCGGCUACUUCCUUCUGUCUUCUACCGCAUACGACCCUGUUGCCAUUACCUUUGAGUCCCCCGAGGCCGACAUUGUCCCCAUUCGUGUCGAAAGCCCCGUCCCCAAGCGCGAAGUCAGCAUGGCGCCUCUCGACUUUUACGAACCACGACCUGUCUACCGGCCUGCUCACGCCUUUGACGAAGGAUCUGCCCUGCCGGCACUCUUGGAGCGCCUCAAGACAUCGCGCCACAAGACUGUUGUCAACCAGGAGAUCAAGCUCAGCCCCCUCACUCUGCAAAUCUUUACCGACGCACACAAGGUUCUUAGUGAGGAGACUUACCGCAUGGGUGUAGCUGCAGCUGAGCUGUUCCGUCGCUGUGAUCUUCUCCAGUCCGAGCUUCGACAGCAGGUCCAAAAGGCCAACGAAGUCCGAGGCAAGAUUGAAACCAUCAAUGGAGCAGACCGCGAUGGUGAGUCGGAUAACGCUGCCUACGAGCGCCGCAUUGUGGAAGCCAGAGAGCGUCAGGCACGCAUUGUCAAGCGCGUGGAAGAUCUACGAAAGAUUGUGGGCAAGGCUACCACCCGAGAUCUCAGCAGCAAGGAGAAGGCGUUUGUGGAGGAAGUGCGCGCCAUCGAUGCCAGUGUUACUCGGCCAGAGGAUUCUGCUACUCCUUCCAAGGCCGUUGCACCCAAGCAGGAGCUCUGGAAACGACUAGAGGAGGUCAGCAGGCUACAGGUCGAGCUGACUGGGGAGGUUGAUGCGCUCAAGAAGGGCGGCGAGCUGGAUGCACCGCCAACACCGACAGCAUCUGACUUGCGCAUCCCUCAGGACGUGCGACGAUCCAAGCUGCAGCAGGUCCAAGGAUUACUGUCGAGAGAAACGGCAUUGGUGGAGGCUGUUACGGCUAGAUUGGAGAAGCUGCAAACUUCCGUAUGAGAUAUUCUAGACUGUAUGUAAGAUGAAAAUUAGGUAGAGGCAAACGCACGC
[Torrubiella] hemipterigena is the source of this 2841-nucleotide messenger RNA. The record is from the annotation of a GenBank genome assembly. Lineage: Eukaryota; Fungi; Ascomycota; Sordariomycetes; Hypocreales; Clavicipitaceae.